GCGAUGUGCGGGCCGAACAACCCCGCCCACCGCCGCGCGAUGGCGACCUAGAGCCCCUGCCCCCACCCACCCGGUUUCACCCAGCUCUCGGCCUACUGCACACGGGCGGCCUGGGCCGCGCAGUCCCGCAUUCGGGAGUUGAACUUAAUAAAGGAAGAUGGUAAGCAAUCAAGUUGUACUGGAGUCAAAAGCAGCCCCUAAAAACCUGUUGGAAGAAAUGCACAGGCUCCGCAUCUUAUGCUACUUCUGUGAUGUGACAGUGCAGAUAGAGCACCAGGGCAACAAAGAAGAGUUUGUUGCUCACAAAGCUGUGUUGGCUGCUGCCAGCAGUUACUUCAAGGAACUAUUCCUUAAUGAAAUGGUGAACACUAAAAUUACUAUUGUAACUUUGCAAGAUAUCUAUACAGCAGACUUUGCCUCUUUUCUGGAUUUUGUUUAUACAGCAAAAGUGGAGGUUGAGGCCGAGAGGGUACAAAGAAUACAGGAGAUUGCAGAGAAAUUGAAGUGCAAAGAGCUUGCAGAAGUCUGCAGUCAGGUAAAAGAACAGAUUCUUGAGACUGCUUUGAUGGACUUGGGCAGUUUGACUGAUUCUCGUGGAGUAGAGGGACAUAAAAGCAACAAGCAGCUUAGAGAUUCUGUAUCCAUUCCUUCUCAAAACACAUCAACAAUGCCUUCUGCAGUGAGGAAUUGCAAAGUAUCCUCUGGCCAAGACAUUUCCGAUGAAGAGAAAGCUCAUGAGAAAGAUUUGAAUGCAAUACCAGCAACCACCAGAACAAAAAGCUGGGAAAAAUCAGAUAAGGAAAAGAAAAUGGGGAAAACAUUAACUGUAAAGGCCAAACGAAGCAGUGGAAGGCUAGCCGGUCGAAAAGUCUUUUUAGAAAUUCCCAAAAAGAAAUAUACUCGUAAAUUAAGAGAGCAAGAGAAAGUAAAUCAAAAUUUGGAAGAAGAAUCUGAAAGAUUGACUUCCGUGGAAAAUAAUCAAAACUUUGAAGACCAGGUCAAGAAAGAAACAAGUAUAGAAGUUGUCAUUGAAAAGUCAGAUGAUGAAGAGAUAAUGGAAGGGGAAGAUGAUGAAGAAGAGGAAGAAGCAGAAAGUGAUGAUGGAGAUAUUGAAUUGGAUGAGGAUACCAGAAAGACACCUGAUGAGAAUGAGAAGAAGAGAAGAGGUGGAAAUUUCAAAUGUGAUAAGUGUGAGAAAGACUUUCAGUAUGAGAAAAGCUAUUUGAAGCACACUGAACAAAAUCAUGGUAUUACUCCAGAAAUCAUUUACCGCUGUGAGACCUGCGACCAGACUUUUGAAAACCGCUGCAACUUAAAAAGUCACCAAAGACGCGUUCAUAUUGACGAACGUCGCUUCCCAUGCUCACUCUGUGGUAAAAAGUUUAAAAGGAAAAAAGAUGUGAAGCGCCAUAACCUUCAGGUUCAUGAGGGUGGUGGAGAGCGCCACUUAUGCUUGCAGUGUGGUAAAGGACUGAGUUCCAAAACUGCCUUGAGGCUCCAUGAAAGGACACACACUGGAGACAAACCUUAUGAAUGCACAGUAUGCCAUGCAAAAUUUUCUCAGCCAUCUGCACUGAAGGUGCAUCUGAGGGUGCAUACUGGUGAAAAGCCUUUUGCCUGUGAAGAAUGUGGUGCCAGGUUCACACAGAAUCAUAUGUUGAUAUAUCACAAGAGAUCUCAUACAGGUGAAAGACCUUUUAUGUGUGAAACAUGUGGGAAAAGUUUUGCUUCAAAAGAAUAUUUAAAACACCACAAUAGAAUCCACACAGGAUCGAAGCCAUUUAAAUGUGAAAUCUGCUUGCGAGCCUUUGCACAGAGAAAUUCUCUUCAACAGCACCUUAGAGUUCAUACAGGUGAAAGGCCCUAUGGCUGUGAUCAGUGUGGCAAACUGUUCACACAGCUGAAUGCUCUGCAGCGGCAUUAUCGGAUACAUUCAGGGGAGAAACCUUUUAUGUGUAGUGCCUGUGGAAGGACUUUUACUGAUAAAUCCACACUCAGAAGACAUGCUUCAGUCCACGACAAGACUGCACCUUGGCAGUCCUUCGUCGUCACUUUGGACGAAGGUUCCAAAAAGGGACAUGUUCGAAGUACAGACCUCCAAGCAUUUGUUGAUUGUGAGCAAGUUUCCCCUUCUCAUGUACAAGACAACUCAACAUCUUGUACAGAGUUGAUAAGUGAUCAAAAUGCUGUAUCACUCCACGGAAACAUCUCCAGUGGACAUGAACAUGACAAUUCGGGAUCAUCAGAUUGGAGGGCAGCUGAUCUGCCUUCCAUCACAAUGGUAACUCAAGGAACCUCCAUGGCAGCCACAUUUAAUGAGCUUGCAAUGCUUCAUGCACCAACAGAUUCAGUACAGCCUCACCUACAUACCUUGGCUAAUGUUGAACAGUUAGGUGCAGCAAAUUCACAAAGUCUGGUCAUUGACAACAAUGCAUUGGAGAAAAGUGGGACUACCAACACCAGCAUUGUGACAACAAUUUCAGUACCUGCCUGCUUAGCUAUGACUAGUCACAUGAAUAACAUGUUAACACAUGCAACAAGAGUUGGACAAAUGCCAAGUGGAACUCCUGUCGCUAUAUCUGCUGGCUCUCCACAGUUAACUGUUAUGCAGAGUGUUAAUCUGCCAGUGUUGCAAAGUACUGUAAAUGGAGUGACCAAUAUUCAGAUGUAAGGUAUUAAACAGAUCUGCUGUUUCCAUCAUCACUAGAUCCAUGGACUGAAUUUUAAUCUAGAUUUUGAAAAGGACACACAACAAUAAAUUAUCACAUUUUGAUUAUCUGUGAAAUGCCUGUAAUUUUUGCUCGUUGACUGUAUUCUUGGUGAACUGGAGCAUCAACAGCACUAUUUUUUUUUACAAUUUCCUUUAAGGCUCAGAAGUUGCAAUUUUUGUGCUUCCACUUUUUCUGAUACUGUGUGAUGAGGGUGCAUUGUAAUGAAUUUAGAUUUUUUUUAAAUCAAGUAAGUUAUAGUAACUAAAGCAACACACACAAAAUGCUGGAGGAACUCAGCAUGUUAGGACCUAAUGAAGGUUCUCAGCUCGAAACGUUAACUGUUUACUCUUUUCCAUGGAUGCUGCCUGACCUGUUGAAUUCCUCCAGCAUUGUUGCUUUGGAUUUCCAGUAUUUGCAGAUUUUCUCAUGUUUGUAGUUAUAGUAACUAGUUAGUUUAUUAGUUUUAAAGCAUCAGAUGAUCAUUUACUUGUGAUUUAAGUCCUUCAGAAAUCAUGUAAUGGUAAUUUUGGAUUGUUCCUCAGACAUUUUUGGGGAAGAAUGGCAUUAAUGUAUUUCACACAGUAGAUUAUUAUUUGAUACUCAUUUUUGCAAAGUGGGGAUGUUUAGGUUUUUGACAGCAAGCAAUAUGAAUGUUUUUUGAAGACCAUAGCAUCUCAGACCCAAUAGCCUUACAAUAUGGGUGUGUUUUCUGAAAAUUCCAGAUUUGCCACUGUGGAAUUGCACAUGCCUUUUAAUGCUGUGUAAUAGUUGAGAACUUUUGGGAAAAAAGUGGUUAUUGUUCAUUUAUGUUUUUAUCAAUAAUGUCAAAAUACUAAACAUGGUCUUAAUAAAUUGAACAUAUUUAUAACUUUCCAGAUUGGCACUAACGUUCUGAAGCUAUUGAAGUGUUCAAAAUAAUGAUGAAGAUGUACAGUAUAUUAAGUAAUUUUGAAUGUAUUAGCAUAUAGGAAAUGUGUGUUAGGAGAAAUUUAUGAAUCUGUAUUUAACUUUAAUCCAUGGUUUCACUGUGCACAAAUACCCUUGCAGAGGGUUGCAAAUCAAAAUUGUAUUUGUCUUUUUAAACACUUUACAAACUAUCCAGAAUGCUGCUCUUGUUGUAUUUGUGUAUGCUAACUUAUCAAGCAUAAAAUGUUCUUAAUAUUUCAUGGGACCCUAUGUUCUGCCUCAGAUUGUAAAUACCAAAUUUUUCCUGUCAUCAAUGGAAAAAAAUCAAAUUUGUCCUGCCUUUAAACAAACAUUUUUACUCAUUUAAAUCUUAUUAGAAACUGUCAGUCUAGUUUAGUAUUUACAAAACACUGACCUCCCCAUCUGCUUACCUAAUUCAUGCAGUGGUUCCAAGGACUUAUACAGAAGAACUGUAUUCUUUCUUGUCACGCCAUGAUCCAAUUAUAUAAAUUUGUAAAUACAAGUGAAAGGGUAACUGACUCAGAGCUGGUUUGUGUUUUGCAAAAACAAUAAAUUUUGCAAUACAUGCCAAUAAGCUUGGGUCACUUCAGGUCAAUAAUUUAUACAGCUAUGAACAAUACUACAACAAUCCAACAGCAAAAUUUAAAACUAACCUGUUUUGUCAUUCUCUGCCUCUGGAACUAAAGGUAUACAGUAUUUUUUUCUUCUACAUAUUAAGGCAGUAUUGAAACAAAUUAAUCUAAUUAAAAUGCAUCACUUUUACAAAAGUUAAGAGUCCAUCUUGUAGAAGCUUGCCAUUAUUGUCAUUCUUAAUUUCUAGUAUGCCUUCUCUUCUGUUGACAUUAUGUAACAAAAAAUAUGUAAUCCAUCUGCCAACCUUCUGUAUCAAUCCUGAGCAGUUACAAGAUCCCCUCACCCACUAUUCUUUCUCAUCUCUUUCUUUACAUGAUUUUUAGUAUUAUUUGUCUCCCUUUCAUGAUUUGCUUUUAAUUUCUUUACCCUGUCUGGUUGCGAAUGAUUUGCAAACUGAAGUUAAACCACAUUGUUGUUAUAUUGGAAGUUUAUUCCCAAACAAACCAUCAGCUGUGUAGAUCUUCAAUAUUAUGGACCAUAAGGCAGAGGAGCAGAAUUAGGCCCCAUCAAGUCUUCUCCAGCAUUCCAUCAUGGCUGAUUUAUUAGCGCUCUCAACCCCAUUCUCCUGUCUUCUCCCCAUAACCUUUAACACCCUUACUAAUCAAGAACCUAUCAACCUCUGUUUUUAAUAUACCUAAUGAGAAGUGACAUGGCCUAGACAGCCAUCUGUGGCAAUGAAUUUCACAUUAUCUCCCUUCAUUAAGUAAUUGUUUCUAAUACUCUAUUUUAAUUCUAACUACUUUGUCUAUCGGACCUGCUACUCAUUGAUGGAUCCCAAAUGCUUUCAAUCUUUCUCUCUUUACCUUGUUUCUUCCUUGAAGCAAAGUGCAUUUUGUGUAAACAUCAGCUUUUAAAAAGCUCUAAACAAUUUGUUUUUAAAAUGUUUGAGUCAGGGAUGGUGACAUCACCUUAUAUUCCCAAGUCCCAAUGAUUGCUGUGAUUGAGGGUGUUUGGCCUACUUCAGGACACUACAGUUGAAAGUGCCUUCCACAGAAAUUAAGUUGGGGUGCCGCGGUAACAUUGCAGUUAGCGUGACACGAUUACAGCUUGGAGCGUUGGAGUUCAGAGUUCAACUUCGACGUCCUCUGUAAGCAAUUUUGUACGUUCCUUCCUCCUGUGCAUGGGUUUCCUCUGGGUGCUCUAGUUUCCUCCUAUAGUCCAAAGCCAUACUGGUUGGUAGGUUAAUUGGUCAUUGUAAAUUGUCCCUUGAUUAGGCUAGUGUUAAAUCGAUGGGUUGCUGGGCAGUGUGGCUCAAAGGGCCUUUUCUGCACUAUCUGAAUAAAAAAAUCAAAAAUAAAUAAAAUGUAACCCAUUCGUAUGUCAUUAAAAAGAAUCUUCAUUCUCCUUUCCUCAGACAAGUUACAGAAUCAUCUACACAAGGUUAUGGGAGCAGCUAGAGCAAUAGAUAAUGAUCCAGCACUAAAUUGGUCUGUGCAGGCCAGAAGGAACAAAGCAUCAAGAUUUCAGCCAAUCUUAUUAUUGUAAUAGACAGGAAUUUAACUCCUGCUACCCACAGCAAAUAUGUUUAUGGUGUAUCAUGUCCUGUAGUAUUGAGCAUGGUGAAUUACAGUAACUAGGUUCCUUUAAGAGCACUAGCUAAGGCAAUCUGUAAAGUACAUGGGGUGACAGUGUAUACUUCUAGUAUAUUAAAAUUAU
Molecule: messenger RNA, 5927 nt
Organism: Mobula hypostoma (lesser devil ray)
Lineage: Eukaryota; Metazoa; Chordata; Chondrichthyes; Myliobatiformes; Myliobatidae
Gene: gzf1
Product: GDNF-inducible zinc finger protein 1
Exons: 6
Coding region: 158-2671 (837 amino acids)
Biological process (GO): regulation of transcription by RNA polymerase II
Cellular component (GO): transcription regulator complex; chromatin; PcG protein complex
Molecular function (GO): RNA polymerase II cis-regulatory region sequence-specific DNA binding; DNA-binding transcription factor activity, RNA polymerase II-specific; protein binding
Source: RefSeq, a predicted model, not a curated record